GUCAAGCUGGGCCUGUUUCUGUGCUGCAUGGCUUUAUAAGUCUAUAACACCCAUAGCUUCCAGGCAGUUGCUGACUAGAGAGGAUAUAUGGUUUGGCAAAUACAUGUAUUCAAGUUAUUGUGCUCUAGUCUGGUAUGGCCCAGGAUAGCUUCACCUAAUUCGCUCCAAUGAUUUGCAGCAGAAUUAGCACAGGUCACAUUAGAUGACAUCAGUGCAGCACUGCACAGAAUGUUGUGUUCUCUCCCCACAGGAAGUCCUGAUAUCAGUGUUCCAGAGAUAGGUUCAUUCCAAGCAAGACUCAGAUUUGAAUUGUUCCAGUGAGAGGUUCCAAGAAAUACAGUUAAACUGGCAGUCCACCAGGGCUGAACACCAAAAACAUUGCUUUCAACAGAUGAAGGAAAUGUCAUCGGAAACCCCACCAGGACUAGAACCACUUCUGCAGAUGGACAAGAUUAUGAUAUUUCAGAAGAUUGAACCCAUAGAACUCAUACUUGGGAUUGAGACGGUCAACAAGUAUGAGGUUAAGGACAGUCUUAAUCAGCAGAUCUACUAUGCCCUUGAGAAGAGUAACAUAUGCUGCAGAAUGUGCUGUGGAAAUAGCCGAGCAAUGAAAAUCCGCAUUAUUGACAAUACGGACACUGAAGUAAUGUGCCUCAUACGGUCUCUCAGAUGUCAAACCUGCUGGUGUCCCUGCUGUUUGCAGGAGAUGGAAGUGCAAGCUCCACCUGGUCAACCAAUAGGAUACAUUAUCCAAAGAUGGAACGCAUGUAUACCAAGGUUUUCUAUUCAAAAUAAAAGCAGACAUACUGUCCUGAGGAUAUGUGGUCCUUGUUGUCAAUCUGGCUGCUGUAAUUCUGUAAAUUUUAAGAUACAAACCCUGAAUAAAAAGGAAGUAAUAGGAAACAUUGCAAAGAAUUGGAGUGGAGUAUUGGUUGAAUCUUUUACAGAUGCUGAUAACUUUGAAGUCACCUUUCCGAUGCAGUUGGAUGUUAAUAUUAAAGCAACCCUGAUGGGGGCCACCUUUUUAAUUGAUUUUAUGUAUUUUGAAAACUGAUGGAUGGGAAGUUGCUGAUUGGAAAAUGUAGAUAGGAAACAAUGAUGAUUAAGUAAGAAAGCACAUUAGCACCGCACACAACCUUAUCUGCAUUAAACCUCAGUAACUGUGGUACAAUUGCAAACAAAAAUUCUGUUGACUCUGUUUAAAUUUACAGAUAUUUACAUUGCAAAGUUAUUUCCAGAUUUAUCCCCCACUAAGGAGCCUGUCUUUCCUGGAGGAUCUUAUUGGUUGAAAAAUAAUUUGUUUGGUUAUGAUGCUGAUUAAGGUAAAGUGUGAUCACUUAAUAUUGAGCUGGGGAGGCGGGGAAGGACUAGAGAAAGGAAGGGUGGAGAGAGAGGAGCUUGUGUGUGAAAGGUCUGAGCAAUAUGAGUAAGGUGAAUGUAAUGUAUAUCAAUUAACGUUCACAGGCAAAAUACCUUGAUAUUACAUCUACAGACAGCAACUCGAUUUUAAAAUAAAAUUAGAAAACACUGAACAUACUCCAUGUCAGUCAGUGGUUAAAGGGAGAUUUGAUAGAAAUAUAUAAAAUUAUGAGGUGUCGAUAGGGUAGACAGUCCAAACCAUUUUCCCAGGUGGAAACGUCCAACUCUGGACGGAAUGGCCAAAAGGUGAGAGGGGGAAAGUUUAAGGGUAAGUUUUGUAUAGGCAGUAGUGGGGGCCUGGAAUGCAUUGUCUGGGGUGAGGGUGUUGUUGCAAUAUGAAAGUGACGUUUACGAGGAUUUUAGAUAGGCACGCGGAAAUGUAGGGAACAGAGGAAUAUGGAUCAUAUAUAGGCAGAUAGAAACAUAGAACAAAGGAACAUAGAAAAUAGGUGCAGGCAUAGGCCAUUUGCCCUUCGAACCAGCAACUCCAUUCAAUACGAUCAUGCUGAUCAUCCAAAAUUAGUACCCCAUUCCUGCUUUUUCCCCAUAUCCCUUGAUCCCGUUAGCCCAAAGAGCUAUAUCUAACUCUCUGUUGAAAACAUCCAGAAUUGGCCUCCACUGCCUUCUGUGGCAGAGAAUUCUACAGAUCCACAACUCUCUGGGUGAAUUAGUUUUUCCUCACAUCAGUCCUUAAUGGCCUCCUCUUAUUCUUAAACUGUGACCCCUGGUUCUGGACUCCACCAGCAUGGGGAACAUAUUUCCUGCAUCCAGCCUGUGCAAUCACUUAAGAAUUUUAUGUUAAUGAGAUCAGUUUAACAAGGCAUCAUGUUAGGCAAAGUGUUCUAUGAUCUAUGUAAUAUGUUACAUGAAGAGGCUCAAAGGAUGAGUCUCAGGGAGCAAAAUUGUAAUGGCAGCACCAGUGUCAACAUUUGCUGUCUGAAAGAAAAAUGGAUGUAGCAGUCCUGAUCUAAAUUUCUUGAACUUAAUCCAGAGCUCAGUGAAUGUGUUCUUGCUGAAUUCUGCAAAAUUCUAUUUUAAACUUGUUUUUUGACCUGGAUUCUGAAAUCAACAGAUUGAAAGUUUUUUUUCACAUUUGUGUCCCAUGUUAUUGCCAAACUUUUGAAAGUUGAGACGUUGCUGUGCAGUUGCCGAUCAAUGUUUACUUUUCCCGAGUGGAACUUCAUCUUGUGUUGGACUGAGAGUGCAGCUGCAGGCAAAGGCAUCUCUUAAUUGGCAGACUUCCUUGGUUUUGGGCUCCAAGUAAUCAGUCCGUGGAAUGUGUUCAAACACUUUACUUUCACUUUACUUGGUUUAAAUUCUCAUCGGACCAAUAUUUGGAAGGUCGUCACCCCGUGAGGUACUUUCAUGGACUAUUUCCAGAUAGUUCAAUGCCAACCACACAGAAGGGCCUUAAUCAGUAAUAACAUGAGCACUGAUUUAGAUUUCAGCCAAAAGAUUAUUGAAUUGGCUGGCAGAAAAAAUACAGGUUAUUUUUGGUUUUGAGUCCAUUGAUAGAGUCAUGAGGGAACAUACCCCAGUUGCUGGCUGUUCUGCAUAGUUGCAAGUACCUGAUGCUCAAUUGGGAGUAAGAAAUGGGACUUGUUACUCUUCAGGGUGAUCCUUAAUGGGUAUCAAAGGCAACCCAAUAAUUUUUCGGCCAAAAGAUUUAGGUCAGGCAUGUCAAUAAAUAGCAGGGGAACAAAGAAAACGUGGGAAAAAUAUUUGCAAGGAUAAAAAGCAGUAGCUUAAACAAUUCUAUAAUCAUGUUAUUUUAACAUCUGGUGUGGGGUAUGAACAUUGACUAUCAUGUGGAGGAUCGAACGGACAGCACUGGCUAGGUAGGCUGCUGUCAUUCUCAGAGCCUGAGGUACACACUUGUGUGGGAGGAAGGAACCUCUGAGACCAGGAAGAGAGCCAUCAACACGUACCUGCUCAUAAUCAAAAACAUUCACCUGAUCAAUAUCUGCACGCUAAAAGCAACAUGUGAUUUUUUUUUAAUGACUGAAUCUCAUGGAGUAGCUCCAACUAUUUCAAUGGUACAGUUAUAAUUCCUGCAAAAACAAGUGCCAACUCUGCUUACCAUCGAAGGUUAAAUUCACUGUUCCGAUGCAACUGAAUUACUGGUGGAAUCAAUUUAUCCUAAAUCCAACACUGCUGUAAUAAAGCCAGAUUGGUAUGUUAGGUGGUUUUAUUUCAUUACAAAUCACUGCUCUGAAUAAUUUGAAUGGUCCUAACGGUACAUUAAGAACGACCCCACUGAUGUAACUUACUGUCUUAAAAGGGAAUACUGAGUUUACUGUAGUACCUGUGUUUGUCGGAGAAACUAAAAUAAACUAGGAUUCCACUUGAUAUUAUUUAUUAUUGAUUUUGAAAUGUUCCUCACUCAAACUGGGAAUGAUUGGGUUAAUCGGGAAUGGUUAGGUCAGCAUAUGAUGAGCGUUUGACGACACUGGGCCUGUAUUCGCUGGAGUUCAGAAGGAUGAGGGGGAACCUAAUUGAAACUUACUGAAUAGUGAAAAGCCUGGAUAGAGUGAAUGUGGAGAGGAUGCUUCCACUAGUCGGAGAGUCGAGGACCAGAUGGUACAUCCUCAGAACAGGAGGACAUACCAGUGGAAGGAGAUGAGGAGGAAUUUCUAUCACCAGAGGGUGGUAAAUCUGUGAAAUUCAUUGCCGCACAUGGCAAUGGAGGCCAAAUCAUUGGGUAUUUUUAAAUCAGAGAUUGGCAGAGCUCUUGAUUAGCAAGGGUGUCAAAGGUUGCGGGGAGAAUGCUGGUGAAUGGGGUUGAGAGGGAAAGAUAGAUCAGUCAUGAUCUAACAGCGGAGGAGGCUCGAUGGGCCAAAUAACUUAACUCUUCACCAAUGAACUUCUGAAUAUAAAUAAAUGGAAAUAUGCCAAACAAUACUAGACAUUCUUCCAUUGGACUGAUUGUGCAAUUGCAGGCAAAAUUGUAUUUUUAAUUGGAAGACUAACUUGUGUUGGGUACCAAGCAAGCAGUCAGUGGAGUGUGUUAGAGCACUGCCCUCUCAUCUCUUGGUGUGAAUUCUCAUCGGACCAAUGUUUGGAGGUUAUCGUCCCAUGAGGCAAUUUAAUCAACUACUUGCAUAUAGGUCAAUGCAGACAGCACAGAAGGAACUUAAUCAGUAACAAUAUGAGAAUGGUGUUAGGUUUCAGCCAAAAGGUUUAUUGAAUUUGCUGUCAGAAGAAAUAUAGAUUUUUGUUGGUUUUCAUUUGCAGUUGAAGUGCAUUAGUAUAGUCAUGCUGAGUGAGUUUAGUCCAGCCACUGGAUUGUUCCACACGUGGUUAGAACUGCCUCUCGCAUAACCUAUGUAAGAAAUGGGAUUUGUUGCUCCCUAAAAUAGUCCUCUACUGCAGUGAUUCCCAACCUAGGGCCAUAUGGCCAUUGUUACUGAUUUGCCAUUGCCAUUCGCCAUGGCAAAUUUCAGGGGGGCCACAGGGUCAAAUUUCACUUUUAUUCUGCUAAUAAUGUCGGGGGCCACAGAAAAAAUAAAGAGCCCAAGGGGGCCAUGAACUAAAAAAGGUUGGGAACCACUGCUCUACUUAGAGACACAAGGAAAUUCAACUUAGAGACACAAGGAAAUUCUGAUGCUGGUUUCCAAGAAAAAC
Molecule: messenger RNA, 5043 nt
Organism: Leucoraja erinaceus (little skate)
Lineage: Eukaryota; Metazoa; Chordata; Chondrichthyes; Rajiformes; Rajidae
Product: phospholipid scramblase 1-like
Exons: 7
Coding region: 392-1054 (220 amino acids)
Biological process (GO): plasma membrane phospholipid scrambling
Cellular component (GO): plasma membrane
Molecular function (GO): phospholipid scramblase activity
Source: RefSeq, a predicted model, not a curated record